This is a messenger RNA of Rotaria sp. Silwood1, 489 nucleotides long. The record is from the annotation of a GenBank genome assembly. Lineage: Eukaryota; Metazoa; Rotifera; Eurotatoria; Philodinida; Philodinidae.
AUGGCACAUACAGGUGGAGAUUCAUUUGUCAAGGACUCAGUGAUUACUGAUGAUGAUGAACCAAUGAUUGUUGGUGAUGAUCGACGAGUUAUGGUUGAUAAUAAUGACCAAACAAUCAUUCGAAGCAAAAAUAAAGUACUUAUUCCUAUAAACAAUGAAUCUGUUCUUGUUGUUAAGCAUUAUGCUUUUCUUAAACGUAAUGAUAAAAAUCAGUACAAAGAUAUAUUUGCUCGAGAAGCAUCGAUUAUCAACCAAUCUUAUCCAAGAAAGUUUUUCUUAUCGGAUAAAUGUAAAUUCGAUGUAAUCAAAACAAAUAAAGGUCUUGAAGCUGUUAAUAUCCAAAUAACAGAGAGAAAUAUCAAGAGUAUUUCUCAAUUGCCAAAAAUUCCUAGAAAAAAAGAAAAUAAUGAACAACAAAUGGAAAUAUUGAAAGAUAUUUUGAAAUCAACAAUGUAUGAUUUAAUUAAUUUUUUAUUUGGCUUAAAUUAA